AUGGCGGCUCGAAAGCUUCAGCAGGAGGUUGAUAAGUGCUUCAAGAAGGUCGAAGAAGGCGUGCAGGAGUUUGAGUCAAUCUACGACAAGAUCGCGAGUGCAGCAAAUCCUGCCCAGAAGGAGAAGUUGGAAGACAACCUCAAACGUGAGAUCAAGAAGCUCCAAAGGCUACGAGACCAGAUCAAAACAUGGGCGGCUAGCAAUGAUAUAAAGGACAAGGGUCCUCUGAUAGAAAAGAGAAAACUUAUCGAGACGCAAAUGGAGAAGUUUAAGGCUGUCGAGAAGGCUAUGAAGACCAAGGCAUAUUCGAAAGAAGGAUUAUCUGCCACAACAAAGCUAGAUCCGAAGGAACAAGCAAAGUCGGAUGCUUACUCGUUCUUGAGUGACAUGGUCGAAGAACUUGAACGGCAAAUCGAGACCCUGGAGACGGAGCAAGUACAGCUGAACUCUUCGAUGAAGAAAGGCAAAAGCCAGUCUAAGGUCUCGGAUCGUGUGGCAGAAAUCGAUCGUAUAACAGAACGUCAUAAGUGGCAUCAGAAUAGGCUCGAGCUUAUCAAACGUUCCUUGGAAAAUGGCGUGCUGGAAACAGAACAAGUCAACGAAAUGGAGGACUCAAUCAAGUUCUAUGUUGCCGAAGGGCAGAACGACAACUACGAAGGAGAAGAUGAGACUCUUUAUGAUGAUCUAAAUCUACAAGAAGAGGAAGACAACUACGGCAUGAACAAUGACGACCGAGUGUCGUCACAAGAUACGCAGUCGAUACAAGACGAUGCUCCAGAAUUGGAGUCUAGGUCGAAUAGCAUACCUAGCAAGGGAAAAGCUGCUCCAGAACCUCCAAUAGCAGCAUUACGGAGACCUUCGACACAACUCAAGAGUCCUCUGCCAGGAUUAGCAACUCUCCAUACGGCGUCAACUGGUAAUACGAAUGGGUCUGGGAACCAAAUGAAACCUGCGGCCGUGCCAACUCGUGCACCUGGGGAAACAUUGAAGUAUGCCUCCGCAGCGGCCGCAGCUGCUGCGAGCGACAAGUUAGGCAUUGCUCCAUUGCCUCCACCUCCUGAAGCACUACCGCCCGCUGCCACAUCACUGACCCAUCCGCCUUUACCAUCACAAGCUGCUACUGCUUCGCCUACAAUCUUGAACUCACAACCCACCAGUCUCAGCCAAACACCUGUGACAAGAUCUAGUAUUCCUGCUUCAGUGCCGGUAUCAGAUACGCCGUCAAGUUCGCAAACUAAAUCACCAGCUUUGAGUCAAUCAAGUACAGCUCCCAGUGGCACUGGUGUCUCGCAGUCUCAGAACGCUGAGCGACCAGACAGCACUCGUCCUGCGACAUCUCGAGCAUCAUCUGGUAAGGCUCCAGCGGUUACUGCUCCACAUACUAAUGGUAUUACAAACGGGGUCAAGCCUGCACCUGUCGAGGAUCCAGAUGAGUCAAUAUAUCACCUCCCAUCAGGCCUGCAAGAUCUCCUCCAGUCUUUCGAGGCCACUCAACGUCGCGUUACUAGUCCACCGUCUCAGUCCACGCAAAGAAUGCUUUCAGCAUCUAUUACGACCUCCCCAGAUGCGCUAGAUGCAUUAGCGCCGAGGAAUUACAAGCCAAAGCAUCCCGUCAGGACAGCGCCGUACUACCCUCAAGAACUGGAUCCAGUCUUUGAUGAUCCACGAUUGUACUCCCGUAUUGACCCGGAUACGUUGUUCUAUGUCUUCUACUACAAGCAAGAGACAUAUCAGCAAUAUCUCGCAGCAAAAGCCUUGAAGGAUCAGAGUUGGAGAUUUCACAAGCAGUAUCAGACUUGGUUCCAAAGACAUGAGGAGCCCAAGACUAUCACCGAGGAGUUUGAACAAGGGACUUAUCGGUUUUUCGAUUAUGAAUCGACAUGGAUGAACCGGAGGAAAGCAGACUUCAAGUUUGCGUACAAGUUCCUCGAAGACGAUGUAUGA
Mollisia scopiformis is the source of this 1944-nucleotide messenger RNA. RefSeq lists its product as uncharacterized. The transcript has 4 exons. NCBI's taxonomy places the organism in Eukaryota, Fungi, Ascomycota, Leotiomycetes, Helotiales, Mollisiaceae. The coding region runs from base 1 to 1944 and encodes 647 amino acids. Gene Ontology annotation, cellular component: CCR4-NOT core complex; nucleus; P-body. Gene Ontology annotation, biological process: nuclear-transcribed mRNA poly(A) tail shortening; regulation of DNA-templated transcription. The record is from RefSeq and is a predicted model, not a curated record.